Branchiostoma belcheri (Belcher's lancelet) is the source of this 768-nucleotide messenger RNA. RefSeq names its product interferon-inducible GTPase 5-like. The record is from RefSeq and is a predicted model, not a curated record. Lineage: Eukaryota; Metazoa; Chordata; Leptocardii; Amphioxiformes; Branchiostomatidae. Gene Ontology annotation, molecular function: GTP binding. The coding region runs from base 1 to 768 and encodes 255 amino acids. The transcript is spliced from 3 exons. Gene Ontology annotation, cellular component: membrane.
AUGGGCAGUUGGUUUUCAUCACCGUCACCACCACCACCACCACGACCAUACCGACCACCACCAUCACCACCUUCAUCAUCAUCAUCCGAUAGUGAGCCGGAGCCCUAUGAUCCCAAACCCGUGCCAAAGCGCACACGGCCUCACGAAGUUCGUAUCGGAGUUGUGGGCGACCCGGGGGCGGGGAAGAGCACCUUUAUCAACUCCAUCCGAGGACUGAAGCCCCGGGACCCAGGUGCUGCGCAGACGGGGCUACAUCACACCACUACCGAGCCCACAGAAUACCCACAUCCAAGUCGGCCUGACAGUCUGGUACUGAUCGACUUUCCGGGCGUACUGCUGCGAAGAUACAGUGGAAGGUAUGGAAACUUCAAGAUCGGACAGUAUCUGAUCGAGUUUGGAUCCUACAUGCGAAGUUGUGACGUGUUCCUGGUGUUCAGCAGCGGCCGCAUUCAGCACAACGCCGUGCAGAUCGGAAUGAAGGCCCGGGAUAUGGGGAAGACGGUUCUGUUCAUCAGGUCACAGUUCGACAAAGAUUUGGCGGACAGGAAGAACGACGACCCCGAGUACUUUGACGACAACUCUGAGGUACAUCUGAUGGAGGAGCUUCGUCAGGACUACAUCCGGGUCCUGCGUGACGUAGGCUGGUCGCGUGACGUCAGAGAUGACGAGGUGUUCAUCAUCAGCGGCAGGUUGGGUUACGUCACACAAGAAAAGUGGGACAUUCCCAAGUUGAAAAAUGCGAUAUUUCAACAAACAGACGUCUUCUGA